AAAAGCCAUUCCCAAUUCCAAGGCAUGAAGCUCAUCCCCAAUCCUCCAAACCUCAAAGAAUGGCGAGACCGCCUCUUCCACGUCAACGAAAUGAUCACCUUGACAGAAGACGAAUUCCAAACCUACUUCCCCCACGUCGACAACGUAUACUCGCACCGCUCCACCCAACCGCACAAACGCAAACGCAUCAUCGUCCACUACUGGGAAUGCCGCCUCAAAGGCCGCCCGCCCGGCUCCAAGAAAUCCACCGAUCCGAAUAAGCACAAGAGGAAGCGGGUGGCUCGCGCGCGCGACCUGUGCGAUGUCAAGAUCAAGAUUACGGAGUACGCCGAUGCGGCGGACUACACGGAGCAGACGCGGUUACCGCCUCCCGGGGAAAGUGUUGCGGGGAGUAAUGCUGGCGGUAGUGGGACCGUGGUUAUGGGUCAGACGUCGAUGGUGGCGAAAGGGCAGGUUGGGUGGGGGAUGCAGGCGAUGGGGUUGAUGCAGGCGUCGACGGGUAGCGUGCCGCGAAAGAUUUACACGUUGGAGAGGGUUAAUGGGAAGGGUGGGAAUGGGAGGGGGGAUGGGGUCCCGGGACCGCAUAGGCAUACGUUGGAGGAGAGCGAUGCGGUGAAGAAGAAUAGUGUUGUGAGGUGGAUGCUGAAGAAUGAGCUGGAGAGGAAGAAACAGAUGAGCGGCGACCCGUCGAAAAAGACGUACCACAAGAAAGCUACCGGCGCGGCGCUUGCAACGGUCAAGGAGCACUCCAAAGAUGCCGACCUCAAGCUCUACGGUAGCUGUUUCUGCCCCUUUGUCCAACGCGUCUGGAUCUCCCUCGAACACAAAUCGCUCCCCUACCAAUACAUCGAAGUGGACCCGUACAAGAAGCCGCAAUCCCUCCUCUCCAUCAACCCCCGCGGCCUCGUCCCCGCGCUCCGCCACGGCCCCCACUGGUCCUGCUACGAAUCCACCGUCCUGAUGGAAUACCUCGAAGACCUGAACCAAGGCGCCCCCUUACUUCCCUCGGACCCGCAAACGAAGGCCACAUGUAGACUCUGGACGGAUCACGUGAAUCGGUACAUAGUCCCGGCUUUCUACAGACUGCUGCAGGCGCAGGAGGCGGAGAAGCAAACGGAACACGCGACGGAGCUGCGGGACGCGAUCCAGAAACUCGUCGACGCGGCGGACCCCCAGGGCCCCUUCUUCCUCGGCCAGACGUUCGGGUUCGUCGACGCGCAGAUGGCGCCGUGGGUGCUGCGGCUGCGGCGCGUGUUGCGGCCUUAUCGGGGCUGGCCGGAGCCCGAGCCGGGGAGUCGGUGGGCGAGGUGGGUCGAGGCGAUUGAGGAAGAGGCAAGUGUCAAGAGGACGACGAGCACAGAUGAGUUGUAUUGGGAUAGUUAUGAGAGGUAUGCGGAGAAUCGGCCGGGGACGAGCGAGGUUGCGAGGGCGGUGAAUGAGGGGAGGGGGUUGCCGUAG
Molecule: messenger RNA, 1458 nt
Organism: Westerdykella ornata
Lineage: Eukaryota; Fungi; Ascomycota; Dothideomycetes; Pleosporales; Sporormiaceae
Exons: 4
Cellular component (GO): cytoplasm
Molecular function (GO): glutathione transferase activity
Source: RefSeq, a predicted model, not a curated record